CUUCAUCUUCACUCAUUACAUUCAAUUAAUUCCUUGAUUACAUAUUACAGUUCAAAAUAUGGACCCACAGCAGUUGAAUUUCGAGGCUGGACAGGCUCAGGGCCAAGCCCAAGGCCAAGCCCAACAAGCCCAAGGCCAAGCCCAAGCCCAACAAGCCCAAGGCCAAGCCCAACAAGCCCAAGCCCAACAAGCCCAAGCUCAGGAAAAGACUAACAAUUUGAUGGACAUGGCUAGCAAUGCUGCUCAAUCUGCUAAGGAAACCAUGGCAGAGGCUGGUCAGCAGAUGAUGGCAACAGCACAAGGAGCAGCUGAAGCUGUGAAGAAUGCAACUGGCAUGAACAAAAAUUGAAUUGAUUAAGAGGGAUGCACGGAUCCUGAUCAUUCAGUUUCAUUUUGAUUUUGUUUUUCCUUUUUUGUAUUGCUCUUCUUCUUGUUCUGAGGGCAUUGUUCAAGAAAUUCUGUAGUUUAGUUUUUGUUUUGAGUGGUACUCCCAAAAGAGAACUCUAUGAUGUAGCUCUCAUCUCAUUAAUCAAUAAACUUUU
Molecule: messenger RNA, 542 nt
Organism: Vigna umbellata (rice bean)
Lineage: Eukaryota; Viridiplantae; Streptophyta; Magnoliopsida; Fabales; Fabaceae
Source: RefSeq, a predicted model, not a curated record